ACUCAUAUAUCUUUCUUACUCACUCCUUUGGGUAAACCACACCCUCAAUCUAGAAAAAUGGGGUCUCGUACACAAAACCUCUCUUUUCUCAUCCUCCUCUUCCUUGGCUUUCUUGCCGUCUCCUUCGCUUGCGACUGUAGCCCUCCUAAACCAUCACCUCACCCCCACAAACCGCCUAAACAUCCUAGCAAACCGCCUAAACCACCGGCAGUAAAACCUCCCAAACCACCCACCGUCAAACCACACCCACACCCUAAACCCCCUACCAAACCGCCCACUGUCAAACCACACCCACAUCCGAAACCCCCUACCAAACCUCAUCCCACCCCGAAACCACCCACGAAACCGCCCACCGUUAAACCACCUCCGUCCAUCCCGAAACCACCCACGAAACCGCCCACCGUUAAACCUCCUCCGUCUACCCCGAAACCACCCACGAAACCGCCCACUGUUAAACCACCUCCGUCCACCCCUAAACCACCCACUCAUAAGCCUCCACCCGUCGUAACGCCGCCAUCACCGUGCCCACCGCCACCUGUUGUUACGCCACCGACACCAACCCCACCGGUCGUAACACCGCCAACACCAACUCCACCAAAGCCAGAGACUUGCCCAAUCGACACGUUGAAGCUAGGCGCUUGUGUGGACGUUCUUGGAGGUUUGAUUCACAUCGGGCUUGGUAAAACGCACGCUAAAGAAAAGUGUUGUCCGGUUUUGGGAGGUUUAGUUGACCUAGACGCAGCCGUUUGCUUAUGUACCACCAUUAAAGCCAAACUUCUCAACAUCGACCUUAUCAUCCCAAUUGCUCUUGAGGUUCUUGUCGCCUGUGGAAAGACUCCACCACCUGGCUUCAAAUGUCCAGCUUGAUUGAUGAAGAGUCUCCGAAGCUUUCGUUUUUGUAGAAUGUGUUGGAUUGAUGAUCUCUUUUGAUGAGAGGUUAAUGUGCGUGUGUGGGAGGUUUAAUCACUUGUUUCAUUUGAUACAAUAAAAAGGGUUUAUUUGCGUUUUCUUUUUUUUUUUGGUCAAAGGUUUAUUUGUGUUUUCAUGCUGUACUUUUAAUAAGAAGAAAAACUGUAAAGCGGUAUCCUUUUCUAAAUAUUAAACAAGUGUGUAUCUGUGUA
Molecule: messenger RNA, 1121 nt
Organism: Brassica oleracea var. oleracea
Lineage: Eukaryota; Viridiplantae; Streptophyta; Magnoliopsida; Brassicales; Brassicaceae
Product: 36.4 kDa proline-rich protein-like
Exons: 1
Coding region: 58-867 (269 amino acids)
Source: RefSeq, a predicted model, not a curated record